Lineus longissimus is the source of this 2949-nucleotide messenger RNA. RefSeq names its product monocarboxylate transporter 14-like. Gene Ontology annotation, cellular component: membrane. Gene Ontology annotation, molecular function: monocarboxylic acid transmembrane transporter activity. The transcript has 4 exons. Bases 420 to 1733 code for a protein of 437 amino acids. The record is from RefSeq and is a predicted model, not a curated record. Gene Ontology annotation, biological process: transmembrane transport. NCBI's taxonomy places the organism in Eukaryota, Metazoa, Nemertea, Pilidiophora, Heteronemertea, Lineidae.
AUUGAGAGACAGGCUCUGAAAAGUUCAAUAUCAUAAGCCAAAAAAACUUCCUUUCUGGGCAGGUUCAAUUCGUUUAGCAGAGGGCGUCGCCUUGCAAACCGACAGUGAUGAUUGCUUUCACCAAUAAACAUGGAGUGACAGCUGCAUUUUGCAUGGGUUUUAUUGAUCAAUAUCGAGAUAGAUAUAUACAUUGUACAUGAUGCAUCAACAGCAUACAUGAUGGACCUCACAGAACAGACGACGCGUAGUCAUGGUGCGUGACGGCUUCGGACGGGCUUAUUGGUUUUUAAACAGAGGCCAUUGAAAUAGGCUCCGAUCCGCUGUACAUCUCUGGCGGAGGGACGGGCUUGCCGAUCUAAAGGGACGGACGUAUCUACUCUGGCAUGUCAGGUCACGGCAAAGCCCAGUAGUGAGGCGACAUGAAGCUGAUAGAGGAUGAAAACAGUACUCCUGAAAGAGGGCGCUGUCAACCUCACUGGGGCUGGAUGGUGGUGUUGGCGUCCUUCGUUGGCAUUUUCCUCUCCCUCGGGAUUAACUACUCCUCAGGAUUGUACUAUGUUCAAUGGAAGGAACAUUUCGGCGCCAGUAGUGCUUUGACGUCUUGGAUUGGGUCAUUGCAGAUUGGAGUGCUGUGCUUCCCAGGUCCACUAGGGAGUUACCUAAGUGAGCGUUUUGGAUACAGAAAGAUGGUCAUCAUCUCUGGUUUGAUAUCAUCUGCUGGCUUGGUGGCAUCAGCUUAUGUCAACAAUAUCUAUGCGAUGAUGGUGACAUAUGGGGCUGUGACAGGUUUUGGCUUUUGCAUCUUGUUUGCCAGCAUGGCAACAGCCACAAUGCAUUUCUUCCCACCUCAGAGUGCUGGUCUUGCCGUCGGAAUUGCUGUCAGUGGUGGAGGAUGUGGUUCAUUUCUUAUGCCUAUACUCAUGGAAUAUCUUAUAAUGCGCUACGGCUGGGAGGGAUCAUUACUCAUUCUCGGAGGCCUAGUGCUCAAUGUAUGUGCCUGUGGUGCUCUUUUACGAACACCACCAACGAAAAGAAAAAACGACAAAAAGAAAAAAACUAACUUCAAACUCCUCAAAAACUGGAAUCUAUCAUUAUUUCUGUUACAUCAGAUUCUAUUCACAACAGCUGUUUCUGUCGUUUACAUCCAUAUCACAGCAAUGAUCGAAUCCCUGACUGGAGUCUCAAGGACUAAAAGCUCUUUAUCAUUAACUGUGAUCGGAAUAACAAACUUCUCAGGCCGGAUUAUACACGGGGCCAUUGGGGGUUUAAAAACCGUCAACGUUAUGUCCCAAUAUCUAACAUCCUAUGCAGUAUGUGGUUGUGCCUUGUUCAUAUUUCCUCACGUUCCCUAUUAUCCUGCCCUUCUCUUCAUUUGUGGAGUAUUCGGAUUUCUUACUGCCCCCUAUGCAGCGCUUACACAACUAAUCAUAGUUGAAUACGUUGGGGUCGAGAAUCUGAAUUUUAUUUAUGGGUUGUUCCUAUUUUGUUGUGGUGUUGGCCUGAUGGUCGGCGCCCCCGUUGCCGGGGUCUUGUACGAUGUUACACAAGACUACAGUACAUCAAUGUACUUUGGAGGUGCGUGUCUCAUAGUCUGUGUUCUGAUGAUGCUCAAACCGUGGGUGCAAGCAACAUGUGCGCCGAUAGAACGCUUAGAUGAGGUUGAACUGGGUGAGCAAAACACACCAGAAGUUGAGAAGCAGUUAGUUAAUGAACAGAAUGGAUUUAUAACGUGAAGUUUAAAAUACCUAGAACAGUUCUAAGUUGCCAUUGGUCGAAAUUUAAAAUCUGUGAUUUUUGUACAUCUACAUGUAUACUGUAGGAGCAAACCCUUUGAACAUACAGCUCUUCGUACUAGAUCUUGAUAGAUAGAGUGAAGGGGGCCAGUUUGAAAAUCUGUGAUCAUUUUAGAUGUGAAUGUUCAUUGUGAAAGUGGCCUUUGAACAGUCCAUUACAGUGGUUUAUAGUAAAGUAUAACGCUCUUGUAAAGGAAAGCCCUAUUAGUGCUGUUUUGGACAAAUGAGCCUAUCAUUGGGUCAUAUAUCAAGUCAAGCAUGUCCCUGGCACACAGAACAGCAGUAUAUAAUAUAAACCCAAAUACAAUACAAAAAUGGUAUAUGCAGGCACACACCUGUAGAAUAGUACAUUGUAUUGAUCAGAUAGAUGGAGUAGCUUGAGUUGCAUUGUAAAAUAACACACUCCAGCACAUUUAUCAUGGAAAUAUGAAUAUGAAAGGGUCUUUGUUAUUAAAUUUGGCCAACUGUGAUAAGGCCAAACCAAAGUAUAAACAAAAUAUGUGGUUCCCCUUACAUGAGGUGGGAUUGACUGAAGUGUCAUCGUGAAUCGUAUGUAGGGCACUCUUUGGAAAUGAUUUUUUUGUUCUUCAUGUCAUGAAUGACAAGUGAAAAGCGUCAAAUUUGCAUGAUACAACAUGAACUGUGGGAAAUAUUAACGCGGCCAAGUAACUUGACAUGGCGUAAUGGCACGUAACAAUGCAUUGUACACACAUUUGGGUCGAGGAUCUGUUGACAAUGGUGAAGAAUAUUCAAUUCAGGGAUUUGUAAAAAGUAUACUUCCAGCUCAAUUACUAAUGAAACGUAUUGUUAUAAUGGCCUACUUUUAUUGACAAUAUGCACGAAAUUAUGGGAGUCGGUUUCAACAGCAUUUCGAUGCUUUUUCCUGUCAAACUUUCUAUUCAAACGGUGUUGUAAACUGUGUCGAUGUAUUUAAGCCGGUUAUGUUGUGUCUAUUACACAUAGGACAAUUAGAUAAAAUUAACAUAUUGUGUAUUGUUUGAAAUAAUUAAAAAUUUUUGUAUGAAAGAGUUUAUGAUUGAAAUUCAGGACUGCAGGUUUUUUGCCAAUGUUUUUUGUUGAUGCAUGCCUGGAAAAAGAUCUUAUCUACAUGUAAGGAUCUCCGUCUGUCAUAAAUACCUUCCAUUAAAACUUUAUA